AUGUCAGCGGUCCCGCUGCGGGGUCACAAGCCGCCGCAGGUGGACCCGCUGACGGCCCACCGGGCCGACCCGCAGUGCUGGGACUCCUCCUCGGCUCUGCUGCUGGAGAUGCGGUCUCCCAGGAUAGCCGACACGGUCCCCGCCUUCUGGGACCUGAUGGGGACCCUGCGGUCCUCAGAGGACGGGAAACACGCGGCGCUGUUCUGGGACCUGGCCCGGGUCUUUUGGGGGAUCUACGUGGAAUGCGUGAUGUCCAGGAGCCACGGCAUGGGGAGGAGACACGUCACCUCUGUGCACUCCCUGAUUACUGACAAGUCCUUCAGGUUCAACAGCACGAGAGCAAACUCCUGGACAAAGCUAACAGUCAGAGUGAGACGCAGAGGACAUAUCACCACACUGAAGACUGAACCCAAAUAAAACACAAAAUGUCUCUGAGGGUUUCAGCU
Molecule: messenger RNA, 446 nt
Organism: Poeciliopsis prolifica (blackstripe livebearer)
Lineage: Eukaryota; Metazoa; Chordata; Actinopteri; Cyprinodontiformes; Poeciliidae
Product: protein FAM237A-like
Exons: 2
Coding region: 1-417 (138 amino acids)
Source: RefSeq, a predicted model, not a curated record